Molecule: messenger RNA, 2574 nt
Organism: Histoplasma mississippiense
Lineage: Eukaryota; Fungi; Ascomycota; Eurotiomycetes; Onygenales; Ajellomycetaceae
Exons: 7
Coding region: 1-2574 (857 amino acids)
Biological process (GO): DNA integration
Molecular function (GO): nucleic acid binding
Source: RefSeq, a predicted model, not a curated record
AUGCAGAUAUUGUACAAGGACCUUCCUACUGCUACAACGGAGAACGAUGGCUCAUACAUUUUGAAAGCUUUCAACAAGGUUUUAAAGUGGAUUAAACGCCAAUUUGAUUGUGAAACAAAGGUCAUACGAAUCGACAAUGAGAGAGCUAUCAAAGAAUCUGAUAUCUUUAAGGACUGGGUAAUCGAGCUGGGCCUAGAGAUCGAAUACUCCUCGAAAUAUAUCCAUGAGCAGAACGGUGCUGCUGAACGGGCAGGUGCUAUCAUAACCACUAGAGCAAGAGCUCUUAGGAUAGAAUCCUUGCUGCCUCAAUCACUGUUCCCUGAGAUAGCAACCGCUGCCGUUUACUUGCUGAAUAGGACCCCUACCGAGAUACUAGGAUGGAAAUCGCCACUCCGAGCACUAGAAGAAUAUCUUCAUAUCAACCACCACUCUUGUGCUCAUUUAUGUGUCUACGGAUGUCGAGCAUACGCGAAGAUUCCCAAUGAGAUCCUCAAUCGAAAUCGAUCACAGAAGCUUGAUCCCAGAGCUCAUAUUGUAUAUCUUGUGGGAUAUGAUUCUACAAACAUCUUUAGGAUUUGGAUUCCUCACCUAGAUAGGGUGAUAAGGACAAGGGAUGUUAUAUUCAAUGAAAAUAGACGAUAUAACCCAGAUGAACCUCACAUCGAAAAACAGCUGCGAGAUUGGGUUGUUCAAGAGGUCGAGUUCUUGGAUAUUGAAGUACAGGAACCAAGGGUUGGCACUCCUCAACAAGAGAAUAAUCUAUGCUCAGAUAUCGAUAUCUUUCGUCCUGAUGAGAUCCCCCCGCGUACGGAGAACGUUGAUAAAGAUAACGAAGAUAUCAACGAGGCGCUGGAGGCGCAACUUAUGGCAGAUAUCCUACCUACGCCGGAUCCUACCCCUGAACCUGAUUCUAACACUGCUAUCGAACCUGACCUUCCUAUUGAUACUCAUCCGAUAUUAUCACACAAUCGAGCGCCUAGGGCGAAUGAGAUCAGUUCUGACUUCAACAAAUCCAAUAUAAUCGAGGAACCUUUCAAAAUUCAUCAAUCUCAGUUACCUGAUCCACCUCAACAUUGGAAUGAUGUCAACAAGCACUCCUAUCGCGAUGAAUGGAUUAAUGCUGCCAAAUGGGAAUGGGACUCUAUAACCCAGCAAAAUACCUAUGAAAUUGUUAAUAGACCUUCGAAAGAUACUCCAGUGAUUCCACUACGAUGGGUAUUCAUCUAUAAAUUUGAUGAUGAUGGUUAUCUCACCAAGUUCAAAGCUCGUAUCUGUGUCCGAGGUGAUUUAAAACCAGUAUCUGAUCUAGAUACCAAAGCUCACACCCUAGCUGCAAGAACCUUUCGUAUCUUGCUUGCUAUUAUCAACGCCUUUGACCUUGAUGCUGAGCAAUUGGAUGGUGUCAAUGCCUUUGUGAACAGCUCACUUGAUGAGCUAGUUUACGUCGAAUUACCAGAUGGCUUCAUUCCAAUCCCUGAGGAUAAAUGCCUAUUCACCAACGGACGGAUAAUUAUAUUCUUCUACGUUGAUGAUACUGUUGUGGUAUCUCACCCUGAUGACAGAGAGGAAAAGGACCAGUUAAUCAAAGAUCUUAAAAAUACAUAUGAAUUCCGACAGAUGGGAAACCUUGAAUGGUUCCUUAAUAUGAGAAUUACUAGGGACCGGAGCUCUAAGAAGUUAUGGCUCUGUCAAGAUGCUUAUAUCGAUAAGUUGGUUGAUACUUAUCAUCUUGCUCAUGCUCGCAAAGCAUCAACACCCCUAUCUAGCAUUCCGUUAGCACCUUAUCAAGGAACCGCAUCGCCAGAGGAUACCCACUACUAUCAACGCCGAAUCGGAUCCUGUAUCUACGCCGCAGUGAUGACUAGGCCAGAUAUCGCAUAUGCAGUUGGCAAGCUCGCAACCUAUAUGACCAAUCCUUCUGAGCGCCAUUCUGCAGAGAUCGAUCGCGUUAUCGCCUAUCUGCGAGAUUCGAAGAAUCUAGCGAUUGAAUAUAGCGUACCUGAUAAUGAUGGCUUAUCAAUGAAUGUGGUUGAAGCAGCUAGUGAUGCCUCCUUCGCGGAUAAUUCAGAUAGAAGAUCAACAGAAGGUUACAUCUUCAAACUUUUUGGAGGACCUGCAGGCAAGGAGUCAAUUUGGUGGAAACGAUUCUUCGAUCAUCUGGGAUUCGAUCCAGGGCACAAGAUUUCAAUCCAAUGUGAUAAUCGACAAACAGUUGGCAUCCUUACUAAGGAAGAUCCUUCUAUCACAACCAAAUUACGCCACGUUGAUAUCUACGGCAACUGGUUGCGAGAACGGAUACAAUCCGGCGAUAUCUCAGUACAAUGGACGCCUACAAGCAACAUGCCAGCGGACGGCUUCAUUACUAAUGUUAUUCUGCUGAAGGGGGCGACAGCAAAUCAAGAAAUUCACACCAUAUUUGAAGCAGAGUCCGCGAAGAUCAGGGACCUACAAGAAGAAGUGCAGCGCCUGAAGAAGUGGAACACCGAGCUAGAAAUCAAACACUGUGCAGAGCUGAUCGGGAACAAUGAUAAGAUCCGCAGGCUUAAGGCUGAGGUCAUUGAGCUGGAGCAUUGA